CACAGUGAACAGAGUAUCUGCCAAGCCCGCGCYUCGGUCAUGGUGUACGAUGACGCCAGUAAGAAGUGGGUGCCAAUCAAGCCGGGACAGCAGGGCUUCAGCCGCAUCAACAUCUACCACAACACGGCCAACAACACCUUCCGCGUGGUCGGGGUCAAACUACAGGACCAGCAGGUAGUGAUCAACUACUCCAUAGUAAAGGGGCUGAAGUAUAAUCAGGCCACACCCACCUUCCACCAGUGGCGUGAUGCCAGGCAGGUGUACGGUCUCAACUUCGCCAGCAAGGAGGAGGCCACCACCUUCUCCACCGCCAUGAUGUUUGCCCUCAAUAUGCUCAGCUCGCAAGACGGAGGCCCUGCUGUCCAACGUAAAAAUGGGCCCUCCUCAGAAGACCCCGAUGCACACAGGAGGCAAAUGAUGGAGCAGCAUCAGAUGCAGAUGCAGGAAGUGGCCCACAAAGAGAGGGAACGACGGACGUCUGGCUCAGUUGUUUCCACCCUCCAAUAUAAGGUGUCCUCCCCUCCCUCUCACCCGUCAAACACCCCUCCUGAGUACAGACACUACCGGGCCGCCACACUGCCGCCUUCCUACGCCCGAGUGGCCUCCAACUCCUCCCCUUCCUCCUCCUCCUCCUCCUCCUCCCAGGAAAGAGAGGUGCUGGGCGGACGGGCUGGCGACAACUCCUCCCAGCUCUCCCAGCUCUCCACCUCCCUGGCCUCGGCCUUCUCACCCGUGCAGCCAGGGGUGCCCAUGGCCCCGACCCGGCAGGUGCGCCAGAUCCCCCUCUCUCCCCCCACUGCUCGGGCCCUCCACCACACCCAGUCUCUCCACCAGGGUCAUGCCCUGCAGGACCCUGUGCUGCCCCCCAAACAUGGCACCUGGUCAGCCUCCCACGCCCACAUGUAUGGCCCCGUGCCCUCCACGCCCCCCUUGGUGGGCAUGAUGCCUGUGCACAUGCCCCCUGUGCCCCAGCCCCAGCAUGUCGUCCCCGUAGCCCACCCUCUGCCGCCCCUCCACAGCCGCGUCAAGACCCACCCCCUGGACCAGCCUGACCAACCCCACAUCCCGUCCCACCUCCCCCACGCCAACGGUCAAUCAGAGGACUAUUAUAACCUUGCUCAGCAGCAACAGCAGCAGCUAGGUUACGGCGAGGCUUCUUCCUUACACCCUCUGAUUGGUCAGUCUGCCCAGGGCCCCGUCCCUGUCUCUGCCCACCAGCCCCAGUACCCCUCCUCCUUUCACCCCCAGCAGCAGAUGUACCAGGCCACGCCCCCACCACCACCAGCACCCCAAUUCUCCCCCCCCCCAUACACCACAGCCCAAUCAGAGGGGGGCUCGCCCAAGCAGACACCCUCUCCUGUCACUCGGGCUGCCACAGCCAGCUGCAGUCCGGUUUCUCUUCCCGCAUUGCUGGCUUUGGCCCCACCUAUGCCUAUGCCCCCCCCUGCCCCUAUGGCACCCAUGGCCCCCCCUCCUCCACCGGGCCCCCCGCCUCCGGCCACGGUGCCACCGCCCAUGCCCCCUCCACUGCCGGUUGGUAGAGGGCCCGGGGGGCCACCGGUAGGGGAGGCAGGCAAUGAGCUGGCGCAGCCACUCUCAGGACUGGCGGCUGCCCUCGCUGGAGCCAAACUCCGUAAAGUUGCAAGGGAUGAGAACAGUCCACCAGGAACAGGUGGAGCCAAGAAUGAUGCCAACCGCUCGAGUGGAGGUAGUGGUGCUGGAGGGGAGGGGCUGAUGCAGGAAAUGAACGCCCUUCUAGCACGCAGACGGAAAGCCUCAGAGAGACCUGAAGAGGAGGAUCCCAAGCCAGGGCAGAACUCUACAGGUGCUGGGAUGAAUCCAUGGGACCGAGCAAACUCUGUAGACAAGUCUUCACUGGUAUUAAGGGUGCGACCAGUGGGCAGCACUAGUGAAGGAGACAUAGACUUUGACAGGAUGAAGCAGGAAAUCUUGGAGGAAGUUGUACGUGAAUUGCAGAAGGUGAAAGAUGAGAUCAUUAAUGCCAUUAGACAAGAAAUUGGUCGAAUCCAUACAUCAUAAUAUCUGGACAGUGGGACGUGCUGGAAGUAUGAAGGAUAAGAUGUGCUCGGGAAGAAAUGUUCUCUCAGCGUUUCUGUGAUGCUAUGAAACAUUGCUGUGACGCUGCAGAAAGGUUGAGCCAACAUUGAGUCUGCUGUGCAGAACAGAGGGAUGAAAAAAAAGUGAGAAUGAGCGAGAUAGAAUAAUGGUUAAAUGAACAAAGGAUGUACGGACGGAAGGAUGGACGGACGCUUGUACCGUUUUCCGUUUUUUCCUCUCCGUGCAUUUACAGACUCRGUUCAGUUUGCAGUUUUCUGCUCUGUUCUAAGUCUUACAAAAGAAAAUAUUUUUGUUUCCUACGUUUGUACUGUUUUAUUAUUUWAAAAAACUGAUUAUUUUAUUAUUUGUAAUAUUAUAUAUAGAGACAGACAAAACUGGUGUUCUACAUUGGCGGGUCCUGGAGGAAACUUGCACACCAUUUACAUCAGCCUUUUAUAUUUUAUAUGAUUUACUUUAUCCUUGGGUGUUUGACGAGCACAUAUGGCACAUACUGUGCUUUAGUCACCUGACCUCAGCAGUUUUUAAAAAGCUUUUUAUCUAUUCACCAGUAACAGGGCAGUGUUCAUUAGGCACCAAACAGAAGACAACUGACUGAACCAGGGAGGGACUACCUGGACAUGUCCAAUAAGAAACACUCGUUUUUGUUGUCCRUUGCUAAAGGUUUUCAUUUGGGGAUCAUUCACACAAAAAAAGUAUCCAAAACUGUAAAUUCACCAUCUAAGUUUUCCCAAUAUAGAUCAAAUUAUCCAUAGGCUAUCCCUACGAAACCCAAAGUAACUAUACAGUAUGUGUAUAUAAUUUGUUCCUGUGUUUUAACCAUGCAUGAAUCUGAUCUUUAUUAAUUUUUUUMAUUGGGUUUWAAAAAAAAGUGGUAUGUUUACAAUGGUGGUUUGUUUUUGUGAAUGUCCUCCUUGCYAUUUAAAGUUGAACUUGAAUUUGAUAUGUGAAAAUAGAGCCAGUUGCUCUUGCAAAAUGAAAAGAAUGACAUACAUCAGUGCAAAAAUGAUUUGUGAUGAUAGGAAAAUGCUUAUUUCAGGAAAAUAUUUGAUUGAAUAGCGGUUGUGACAUUAUAUUAACUUUGACUAAGUUCUGAAUAAAAUUUCAAAACUGAAAGUAAAUUAAUUUAAACAAAACAAUAGACCUGUCUACAGUAUAGAGUGGUGUGUUUUAUUUAUAAAUCGUUAUGACAUAGAAAAAGACACUGAGGCCUAGAUUCAAUCAAAUCAAGCGUUAACCAGCGAGAGCCGACACACGCAUAGCUGAUGUUUUGGCAGUGUCGGAGGUGGAACUGCGUUGGAGCUGACAAAUCGGUAAGCAGCUGCUGUUGAUCAUUGUCACAAAGCCACAYUCAUGCUAGAAGUUCAGAACGAGAAAGUGUAGGCUAUAUAGAAAUAAUGAUGCAAAAUUAAAUGAAAUAUUGAGAAAUUCUAUAAACCUAAUCGAGGUGUAGAUUACGUCUCACAUUCCAGUGUUCGAACAUCUAAACAAGGCUGCCUGGAAUUUAUCUUAAUGCAACUCCAUGUAGCCAAUGGCAAUGUCUGCUUUAGGAAUAAUGCUCGGAGCCGCUUGUGGAUUUGACAGCUCUAACGCAGUUCCACCUCGAACACCGCCAAAGCAAUCGCUAUGCGAAUGUCGGGCUAAAGCGGAUCUGAUUGAAUAGAGCCCUGAAUGUACAACUAGUACKUACAGUGUAGGCAAUACAGAACCUGACUGAUAUAGAAGUUAUGUGAUUUUAUUAUGAAAACAGUUAGUUCUCGUAAAGAAAUAUCAGUUACAUAGUUCUGGCAUUACACAUGUAUAUGCACACACAGAAUCAUCUCACCUUAAAUUUUUAAAAAUCGAAUUAAAUUGCUAAAUUCAACCUCUGUUGAACAUUGUUAGCAAUAUUUCAUAUUUCUCUUCUUGAAUGAAAAAAAUGUUCUGUGGGGAGCGGCAAACAGAGUUUCACUGAAGAAAGCUCCUCUUACUGCAAGGUAAGUUUCAAUGCUCAUUUCAUCUCUGCACUGUACUGCACGCUCAUGGUGAAUAAACAUAA
Molecule: messenger RNA, 4114 nt
Organism: Salvelinus sp. IW2-2015
Lineage: Eukaryota; Metazoa; Chordata; Actinopteri; Salmoniformes; Salmonidae
Product: ena/VASP-like protein
Biological process (GO): positive regulation of actin filament polymerization; actin polymerization or depolymerization
Molecular function (GO): profilin binding; SH3 domain binding
Source: RefSeq, a predicted model, not a curated record